Messenger RNA from Sphaeroforma arctica JP610, 4054 nucleotides. RefSeq lists its product as hypothetical. NCBI's taxonomy places the organism in Eukaryota, Ichthyosporea, Ichthyophonida. Gene Ontology annotation, molecular function: protein binding; ATP hydrolysis activity; cohesin loader activity. Gene Ontology annotation, cellular component: chromosome. The record is from RefSeq and is a predicted model, not a curated record. Gene Ontology annotation, biological process: mitotic sister chromatid cohesion. The transcript is spliced from 28 exons. Bases 225 to 3857 code for a protein of 1210 amino acids.
GGUUGCUCAUAGCCGACGAGGAGCAAUUGUAUCACAGGAAAGCACUGUGUACCUCAUAGUGUACGAGUAUAUCUUUGGUGUCGUGGGUGAUAUAAGACACCUCAGCCGCGGUAUACGCUGCUCUACACUUUAUUACAAGCCAUAAACAGUGCACACGACAUUCACUUAUUCAUAUACUUUAAAACAAGUCCUGAUCGCACUCGUAGGUCAUUUUCUAUGACAUUAUGCACAUCAAACAAGUCACCAUCCAAGGCUUCAAAAGCUACCGAGACCAAACGGCAUGCGAACCAUUUCACAGUGGCCACAAUGUGGUGGUCGGAAGGAACGGAAGUGGAAAAUCAAAUUUCUUCUACGCCAUUAGAUUCGUGUUGAAUGAGUUUACUAAUCUGCGUCAAGAGGACAGACAGGCGCUUUUGCAUGAAGGCACAGGUGCGGCAAUGAUGUCCGCGUAUGUAGAGAUCAAAUUCGAUAACACGGAUCGAAGACUUCCAUUCGAACGAGACGAAGUGGAACUACGCCGAUCUAUUGGGUUAAAGAAGGACGAGUACUUUCUCAAUCGUAAGCAUAUCAGCAAGAGUGAUGUCAUGAAUUUGCUGGAAAGCGCAGGCUUCUCGCGUUCCAAUCCGUACUAUAUCGUACAGCAGGGAAAGAUACAAGCUUUAACGGUUGCCAAAGACCACGAGCGCCUGAAAUUACUGAAGGAGGUUGCUGGUACCAGUGUGUACGAAGACAGGCGACGCGAGAGUCAGAAGAUCAUGGAAGAAACAGAUGGGCGCCGGGAGAAGAUCGGCGAAGUGUUCAACUAUGUAGAGGAGCGUCUGGCUGAGCUGGAGGAUGAGAAAGAUGAACUCAAGGAGUACCAAAAAACUGAUCGCGAAAAACGCUCACUCGAAUACACCAUCCAUGAUCGCGAACUCAAGGCUAUCAAUUUGGAACUAGAUGAGAUUUCCGAGAAGUACCUGCACGAGACUGAAGACGCAGAGCGCUUGGAACGGGAUAUGAUUCAGACCACCACCGACAUUGAGAAAGCCGAAGAGGAGUUGGAGGCGAAGACUGUGGCGCUGGCCUCCAGCCAGAAAGCACAGGUUGAUGUUGAGAAGGAUCGGGAAGAGCUAGUCAAGAAUCGCACGGAGCUCGAGUUGCAAAUUGCCGAUAUCGAGACUCAUCAGGAGAAUGAAAAGUCCCUCAAGUAUAAUCUGGAGAGGCAGAUGGCUCAGAUAGAGAUUGAUGUGGAGAACAAAGAGAAGCGAUUGGACCAGCUAAAACCGGAAGUGGAGGCAAUCGCCGAAGAGGAGCUGUCCGUCAAUAAGGAACUCAUGAUAAAAGAACGGCGGGCAGAUGAUCUCCAAGCCAAGUUGGGCCGACAGAGUGUGUUCAAGACCAAACAAGACCGCGACGAUUUCUUGCAUAAGGAAAUUAAGCUCUUAUCCAGUGCCAAAGCCAAGACGGAUAAGCAAUACGAGAUGAAAAACGCAGAGAACAACGCACUCGACGAUUCCAUCCAAAAGACCAUGGGGACAAUUAAAGAGGAGGAAAAGAAAGUCACAGUACAAACGCAAGAGCUUGAGACCAUAAACAGAGAGUACUCGAAUCAAUGCGCAGAACGCUCGGAGUUACAAAGCCAACGAAAAAAGCUCUGGCGUAAAUCGCAGGAUUUGGACAUGACUCUUGAGAGCGUGCGGAGUAGUCUGAGCAGAAACGAGAAGACUCUUCAGGGCACAAUGAACAAGCAACUGUCGAGUGGGCUCAAAGGCGUGAUGAAGAUUGCGGAGGAGAAUGGCAUCGCCGGGGUAUACGGCCCACUCAUUGAACUAUUCACAUGCGAGGAGAAAUUCAAUACAGCCGUGGAGGUCACAGCUGGCAAUGCGCUAUUCAAUGUGGUAGUGGAUUCAGAUGACACUGCCUCUAAGAUUCUGGAGGUGAUGAACAUUCACAAAGUGGGUGGAAGGGUCUCAUUCAUGCCACUCAACCGAUUGGCUGACCAAAAACAGAACUAUCCCAGCACACAGGACUCUUUCCCAAUGGUCACGCGCCUCAAAUUCGACAACCGCUAUCGACUUGCGAUGAACGAAGUCUUUGGCAGAAUCAUGGUUUGCCGCAACAUGGAUGUGGCCACCCAAUUGUCUAAGUCAGCCGAUAUGAACUGUAUCACCCUCGACGGUGAUCAAGUGAGUCGGAAAGGUGCCUUGACUGGUGGAUACCACGACGUACGAAGGUCACGGUUGGAAGCCAUGAAGAAACUGCGGUCAGCCAGAGAAGCUUUGACUGAGAAUUCACAGGAACAGGACAGUAUUAAAAUGGAGCUCGAUGUCGUAGUGGGACAGAUCAACGCUGUCAGCUCAGAGAUACAGAGGCUUGAAAACCGUCGCAACCACCUCAAAGAGGCGCUGGGUCGACGGAAAGAGGAACUCAGAGACGAUCGGCAGUUGCUGCGGGAGCGUAUGAAGGAGUUGGACACUCAACGCUUGUCUCUCAAUGAUUUGGAAAGCAGCAAUGCAGCCUUGGCAUUGAAACUGGAGAGUCUCAAGAAAGAGAUGCAGGGUGACUUCCGUGAUUCGCUCACCGUGGAAGAGAGACAGGAACUGGGUUCGCUGGGGCAGGAGAUUGCGGUGCUGAAAAAGAAGAGUUUGUCGCUUGAUCAUCAACGCCUGAAGCUGGAUGCCGAACGACAGAAUUUGGACAACGAAAUCGGGUCGAUUUUGAGCCGAAAACAAACAGAGGUGGGUGCCAAACUGGACGCCAUGCGCUAUGAGACUGGUGCUGACUACGGAGAAAAACAAUCGGCAUUGUACACUGUAAAUACUGAGUUGAAGGACCUUGACACUCGCUUGCGAGAGUUGGAGGCCACCUCGAAUGGACUGCGAAAGGCUGUCGACGCUGCACAAAAGAAGCUGUCCAAGGGCAAGAGCCAGCUACGGAAGAUUGAGGCGGCCAUUGCAGAGGAGAGUAGCAGUCAGCAGAACAUGCUCAAGAAAAAGAGUGCGCUUGUGGAGAAGAAGGAUGAUGUGACGCGUAAGGUACACGAACUGGGCUCACUGCCGAUCAAUGCCUUCGAAAAGUACAAGGAUCAUAGCCUGCCAAAGCUGUACAAACUGCUGCACACAGCAAAUGAGAAAAUCAAAAAGUACAGCCAUGUCAACAAAAAGGCUUUAGAUCAAUAUGUGAGUUUUGGAGAAGAAAGAGAAAGUUUGGGCAAACGCAAGGCCGAGCUGGAUCUGGCAAAGAAGUCCAUUGAGGAAUUAAUUGAUCACUUGGAUCGCUUGAAAGACGAGUCCAUCGAGCGCACAUUCAAGCAAGUAUCGAAGCAUUUCUCGGAUGUUUUCUCCCAAUUGACUGCUGCUACUAAGGGCAAGGCUGAGCUUGUUAUCUUAAGAGCAACACCAGGCCAAGAUAAUGAUGCAAAUGACAGUGACGAAGAACAAGACGGUGACGGAUCAGUUUCGCAAUAUACUGGUAUCGCUAUCAAGGUGUCGUUCACUGGCCGUAAAGACGACGUACAAUUGGUGCAACAGUUGUCGGGAGGUCAGAAGUCUGUGGUAGCCUUAGCUCUGAUCUUUGCAAUCCAGCGGUCCGAUCCCGCCCCCUUCUACCUGUUUGAUGAGAUUGAUUCUGCGUUGGACGAUACAUACAGAACGGCAGUUGCAGAUGUGAUCUACAAUUUGUCUCACGGAGAAGAUCCCGCGCAAUUCAUCACCACAACAUUCCAUCCCGAGAUGCUGCAACGUGCCGACCAGUACUACGGCAUCACAUACAAAAACAAGAUCAGCUACGUCAACUGUAUUGAAAAGGACGAGGCCCUGAAGUUUGUUACACAAAACUUGAAUGCACCACCUGAAGGAGGAGUCGGAGGGCGCUGAUCGCAAUGGUAGGCGAAGUAUAGUGAGCACUCUACCAGCUGUUCGCGAUGAACACAAUAGGCCCUCUCGUUCCUAAGCAUCUAGCAUCAACCCUGUGUCGAAUGCAUGCCCAUAUUUUUCAGUAUACUACUUGCUGUGUAUGUAGGCUUCACACAAAUCACGGACAUUCGAGAAUAUCUACUGUGAUAGUAUAACCG